Molecule: messenger RNA, 3715 nt
Organism: Drosophila takahashii
Lineage: Eukaryota; Metazoa; Arthropoda; Insecta; Diptera; Drosophilidae
Gene: Ranbp16
Product: Ran-binding protein 16
Biological process (GO): protein export from nucleus
Cellular component (GO): cytoplasm; nuclear pore
Molecular function (GO): nuclear export signal receptor activity; small GTPase binding
Source: RefSeq, a predicted model, not a curated record
AAAAAAAAAAACUUGGCGUUUUGUUUUCAUUUAUAAAUUUACUUAAAAAAUAGAAAUAACUAAGUAGGCUCGUUGUUACCAAAUGCCCCAUGCCUUUCGUUUCGCUAAAAAAAUUCUAAAGACACCGAAACAGUCGAAAGCGGUUAGAUCUAAGACGUAGUUACCGGGGAUUAAGAAGCGUUUCCCGAAUUGACCAGUUUGCUUUUUUAAGCCCAGUCGUCCGGUGUUCAUCGUUAUGGAUAUACAACAACUGGAGGUACUCUGCAAGCAACUUUACGAGGCCACCGACAUUAGCAUUCGUGCGGAGGCGGAAAAAGCCCUUGUGACCUUCGUCAACAGCCAGGAUGCUUUGCCCAAGUGCCAGUUGCUGUUGGACCGGGCCGACUCCAGCUACGCCCAGCUGCUGGCCGCCUCCACGCUCACCAAACUGAUCCAGGGACUGAGUCUCGAGCAGCGCAUCGACAUACGCAGCUAUGCCCUCAACUACCUGGCGACGCGGCCCAAUCUGCAGCACUUUGUUGUCCAGGCUUUGGUUACUUUGUUGGCCAAGAUCACCAAGUUCGGAUGGUUCGACACCUUCAAGGGCGAGAUGGUGUUCCAGAACCUGCUGGAGGAUGUCAAAAAGUUCUUGCAGGGCUCCGUUGAGCACUGUACAAUCGGCGUUCAAAUUCUAUCGCAACUGGUUUGCGAAAUGAACUCUAUUGUGGAGCUGGACGUCCACUUGUCCUUUUCGAAAAAUCGAAAAAUAGCCACUUCCUACCGGGACCAGCAGCUCUACGACACCUUUCUCCUAUCCUGCUCACUGCUGAUCACGGCCCGCGAAAAUAGCAAAAAUAUUAAUUUCAUGGACGAAUCGCAACAAGCGCUAAUAUCGCACGUGUUGCGUCUAACGAAAAAUUGCCUGAGCUUUGACUUUAUUGGCAGUUCGACAGAUGAGUCCGCGGACGAUAUGAACAACGUUCAGAUACCCACAGCUUGGCGCCCUGCAUUCUUAGAUUCGAACACACUUAAACUUUUUUUUGAUUUAUACCAAAUUUUGCCCAAUGGUUUAGCUAGCUACUCCAUAUCCUGCCUGGUACAAAUGACAUCUGUGCGUCGGUCUCUUUUUAGUAAUUCGGAGAGAACGAAAUUUCUAACGCAUUUGGUCGAGGGAGUACGCGACAUAUUGACCAGCUUGCAUGGCCUGAGCGACCCAGAUAACUAUCAUGAAUUCUGCCGCCUGCUGGCUCGCCUCAAGUCCAACUAUCAAUUGGGCGAACUUAUAGCGGUGCCAUGUUAUCCCGAAGCAAUUGAACUGAUAGCUAAGUUUACUGUCCAAUCCCUGCAUCUGUGGCUCUUUGCACCGAAUAGCGUGCAUUACUUGCUCACCCUGUGGCAACGUAUGGUUGCCUCGGUGCCCUAUGUCAAGUCCCCGGAUCCCCAUUUGCUGGGUACCUACACGCCGGAGGUGAUAAAGGCCUACAUUGAUUCGCGCCUGGACGCAGUGCCCGUGAUUGUGCGCGACAAUCUAGAGGAUCCGCUGGACGAUCUGUGCAUGGUGCAGCAGCAGCUGGAGCAGCUGUCGGUGAUCGAGAGGUGCGAGUACAACAAGACUUGUGGCCUUCUCGUUCAGCACUUUGAUCAGAAGGCCCGCGAGUACGAGAAUCUUCUGCAGACGCCCAACGCCAAUCCCAUUGAUAUCACCAUACACGAGCUGCAGCUAACGUGGCUGGUCUAUAUAAUCGGAUCGGCCAUUGUGGGUCGUCUUUCGGUCACCACAAGCGAUGAGCACGACACCAUGGACGCCGAGCUCGUGAUAAGAGUUCUGCAACUGAUGAGCCUAACCGAUGCUCGCCUGCCGCAGGCUGGCUGCGAAAAGCUGGAGCUGGCCAUCCUCAGUUUCUUGGAUCAGGUGCGCAAAAUGCACAGCAGCGAGCAGGCCCAAAAGGCCAAUGUGUACAAGAGACUAAGCGAGGUGUUCGGCCUGAGUGACGAGCAGAUGCUUUUAAGUUUUAUAAACCGUAAAAUUAUUACAAAUCUUAAGUUUUGGGGACGCUCCGAGCCGAUCAUUACAAAAACCCUGAUGCUACUCUCCGAUCUCUCUGUGCACUUCAACUCGGUGCGCAAGCUGGCGCGUCUGGAGGAGGUUCAAUUUAUGCUGACGCACCACACCAGCGAACAUUUCCCAUUCCUAGGAACGAAUUCAACGCUGAGUGAGAUGCGAUGUCGCACCAUGUUCUACACUUCGCUGGGCCGCCUGCUGAUGUUCGAUUUGGGCGAGGAUGAGGAGAGAUUCUACAAUUUCCUGGAGCCUUUAACAAACCAAUUCGAGUCCCUUGGCUCUGUGCUGAUGGACACCAAUAUAUUUCCUAAUGAUGAGGCUAAAAAGGCCACCAUCGGCCUGGCUCGCGACCUUCGUGGCCUGGCGCUGCCGCUGAACGCCCGCAUUCAGUACACCAUGCUCUUCGAGUGGCUUUACUAUGCGGACUAUCUGCCCAUACUGCUGCGCGCCAUGGAACUGUGGGCUCACGAUCCUGCCGUUACGACACCAGUGCUUAAACUGUUUGCCGAACUGGUGCAUUGCCGCACCCAAAGGCUCGCGGGCAAUGUGUCCAGCCCCAUGGGCAUUCUCCUAUUUCGCGAGGCCUCGAAACUUAUUUGUAUAUACGGCAACCGCAUUCUGCAUCAGGAUGUUCCGCGCGAUCGACUGUACCCGAUGAGACUUAAAGGAAUUGCCAUAUGCUUCUUGAUCUUAAAGAACUCGCUUGGUGGAAAUUAUGUUAAUUGCGGCGUAUUCAAGCUGUACGGAGAUGAUACAUUGGACAACGUACUGAAUACCAUCGCAAAGUUAAUACUCUCUAUACAGCAGAGCGAUCUACUGGAAUACCCAAAAUUAUCGACGGCCUAUUACAAUUUACUGAAUUGCCUAUCACAAGAUCAUGUUUCUUACCUGGCAGCCCUGGAGCCUUCUGCAUUCGUUUACAUACUAAAAAGCCUCACCAAGGGACUUGCGGCAUUAGAUUCAGCCAUUUAUAUAAGUUGCUGCACAAUUUUGGAUAGUAUUGUUUCAUACAUCUUUAAGCAGCUACAGAUGAAAGUUUCCACAUUUCCAAACAAAAAGCUUCGCAGUUUAAAUCAAGAAAACGCGCAAUUUUUGAAGGUUGUUGAAAUGAACUCUGAGCUGCUUCAGAGUAUGAUGUCCUCGUUGUUGAACAACGUUUUGGCUGAGGACUGUCGAAAUCAGUGGUCGAUGUCACGACCACUGCUGGUACUUAUCUUGCUCUAUGAGGACUAUUAUCGAUCCCUGAAAGACAGAAUCAUCUGUGGGCAGCCGAUGGAAAAACAACAGACAAUGGCUCAAUGGUUCGAUGACCUGAUGGUUGGAAUUGAGCGAAAUGUUUCCAGUAAAAACAAAGAAAAGUUCACCCAAAACCUGUCAACAUUUCGCCGCGAUGUGGUCAACUUGCCAAAGUCGAAUGCCAACCUAACAGGCGGUGGUGAUCACAUCGCGACAAACGCAUCCUCGACGGCGGAUCAAAAUUCAAAUUCAAAUGAGAACCAGUCCAUGGUUCGGCGUUUUCGUGUGAUCGACCAAUGUGCGGCGGUGGAUUCAAACCAUGCGAACCUGAGUCCUCGCCAUAUUAGGGCUAACGAUGAGCUCGGUGACCAGUGGUGGUUCUUUGAGUGAAUUCGAGUGGAGGAGCGGAUUGACAAUGGAUGCAGAAUAACAUAGAGU